Solea senegalensis (Senegalese sole) is the source of this 328-nucleotide messenger RNA. RefSeq names its product MIEF1 upstream open reading frame protein-like. The transcript has 2 exons. Lineage: Eukaryota; Metazoa; Chordata; Actinopteri; Pleuronectiformes; Soleidae. Bases 116 to 328 code for a protein of 70 amino acids. The record is from RefSeq and is a predicted model, not a curated record.
CAGUGGAUACUGACCCCCGGCUUGAGCACAGUCGUGUUUCUCCAUGAAGACACAUCUUUAAGGUUUUAUUUCUCAAAAGUGUCAGGGUGUCCCCCCUCUCCAUGUGUGGUCCCUAAUGGGCGGCUGGUCUCGCAGUGCCGUGCUGGAGCUCUACCGGGCGUUGCUCCGUGCAGGGCGUCACCUUCAGUACACUGAUCGUAAUUACUAUCGCCGGGCUGUGGCUCGUGAGUUUCGCCGCUGCCAAGCCCUGACGGUACCUGAAGAUAAAGAGGGUGCACUGAAGAGGGGCCAGUUCUUCCUUAGCAGCCGACUGGGUGGGCUUAUGUAG